AGGGCCGCUCUGGGCCGCGGCGGCCGCUCGACUGCUCCGAGGCGCGGUCCCGACGCGCCCCGCCCCCGCCCGCGUUCCCCGGGCAACCCGCGGCCGCCGCCAUGGACGCGCUGUCGGGCGCCGGGCCACGGCGGGCUCGCAGCCUGGGCGCCGCCGGGCCUGGGUCUUCGUGCCGCGCGGCGCGGCCCCCGGCGCCCUGGGCGCGCUUCUCCGCCUGGCUGGAGUGCGUGUGCGUGGUCACCUUCGACCUGGAGCUGGGCCAGGCGCUGGAGCUGGUGUACCCAAACGACUUCCGGCUCACAGACAAGGAGAAAAGCAGCAUCUGCUACCUGUCCUUUCCCGACUCACACUCAGGCUGCCUUGGAGACACUCAGUUCAGCUUCCGCAUGCGCCAGUGUGGAGGGCAGAGGAGCCCCUGGCAUGCCAACGACAGGCACUACCACAGCAGGGCCCCCGUGGCGCUGCAGAGGGAGCCAGCACACUACUUUGGCUAUGUGUACUUCAGACAGGUGAAGGACAGCUCUGUGAAGAGGGGCUACUUCCAGAAGUCUUUGGUGCUGGUGUCCCGCCUACCCUUUGUCCGGCUGUUCCAGGCGCUGCUAAGCCUGAUUGCCCCCGAGUACUUUGACAAGCUGGCACCCUGCCUGGAAGCAGUGUGCAGUGAGAUCGACCAGUGGCCGGUGCCCAUGCCGGGGCAGACCCUGAACCUACCUGUCAUGGGUGUUGUCGUCCAGGUGCACAUCCCAUCCAGGGUGGACAAGUCCGAGUCCAGUCCUCCGAAGCAGUGUGACCAAGAGAACCUGCUGCCAGCCCCAAUGGUUCUUGCUAGCGUCCACGAGCUGGACCUGUUCAGGUGCUUCCGGCCUGUGCUGACUCACGUGCAGACCCUGUGGGAGCUCAUGCUCCUUGGGGAGCCCCUGCUAGUCCUGGCACCCUCGCCCGACGUGUCCUCGGAGAUGGUGCUGGCCCUGACCAGCUGCCUGCAGCCCCUGAGGUUCUGCUGCGACUUCCGCCCUUACUUCACCAUCCAUGACAGUGAGUUCAAGGAGUUUACCACACGCACGCAGGCCCCACCGAACGUGGUCCUGGGAGUUACAAACCCUUUCUUUAUCAAAACACUCCAGCACUGGCCCCAUAUCCUCCGAGUCGGGGAGCCCAAGAUGUCAGGAGACCUGCCUAAGCAAGUCAAGCUGAAAAAGCCUUCAAGGUUGAAGACCCUGGACACCAAGCCAGGCCUCUACACCGCUUACACAGCCUACCUCCACCGCGACAAGGCGCUGCUCAAACGGCUGCUCAAGGGCGUGCAGAAGAAGCGGCCCUCAGAUGUGCAGAGCGCCCUGCUGCGGCGGCACCUCCUGGAGCUCACACAGAGCUUCAUCAUCCCCUUGGAGCACUACAUGGCCAGCCUCAUGCCCCUGCAGAAGAGCAUCACGCCCUGGAAGACUCCCCCCCAGAUCCACCCCUUCAGCCAGGAUGACUUCCUGCGGAGCCUGGAGCAUGCCGGGCCCCAGCUCACCUGCAUCCUCAAGGGCGACUGGCUGGGUCUCUACAGGCGGUUUUUCAAGUCCCCCCAUUUCGAUGGCUGGUACCGGCAGCGGCACAAGGAGAUGGCCCUGAAGCUGGAGGCCCUGCACCUUGAGGCUAUUUGUGAGGCGAACAUUGAGACCUGGAUGAAAGACAAGUCUGAGGUGGAGGUCGUGGACCUGGUCCUGAAACUUCGCGAGAAGCUGGUGCGGGCUCAGGGCCACCAGCUCCCUGUGAAGGAGGCAACGCUGCAGCGGGCCCAGCUGUACAUCGAGACGGUCAUCGGCUCCCUGCCCAAGGACCUGCAGGCCGUCCUGUGCCCUCCCUAGGACAGAGCCAAGGGCCGUGGUCCCAGGAGCCUAGGUCUGCCUGAGCCUCCCUCUCCCCAGUGGCCACGGCACUGGGCCAAGCACGCGCUCCCCUUCCUUGGCCCCCCGCCCAGACUGCAGGCUCCCCUUCCUGCACCACCAUUGUCUCAGCAGUAAAGGCGACAUUUGGAACCACA
Messenger RNA from Cebus imitator (Panamanian white-faced capuchin), 2029 nucleotides. RefSeq names its product DENN domain containing 6B (gene DENND6B). NCBI's taxonomy places the organism in Eukaryota, Metazoa, Chordata, Mammalia, Primates, Cebidae. Gene Ontology annotation, cellular component: recycling endosome. The record is from RefSeq and is a predicted model, not a curated record. The coding region runs from base 102 to 1853 and encodes 583 amino acids. Gene Ontology annotation, molecular function: guanyl-nucleotide exchange factor activity. The transcript is spliced from 20 exons.